AUGGUGACGACUCCAUCGGAUGAAAAUAAUCCCGCAAGCUCAGCCGUUCAGGCGGCCAAUUUUGAUAUGCAGCUUCGUUGCGCCGUCACGGAACUUAAUCCAAAUUACGACUUCAUUACUGCCAAAUAUCCAGAACAGCAGCUGAGGGAGAUUCCGAGAAAUAAACUAAAAUUGAUACGACUACUUGGGCAAGGCGCCUUUGGAGAAGUGUACGAAGGGACAUUGAAAAACAUGUGUGCUAACGUCAGUGAGUUAUCAGUUGCAGUGAAAGACCAACAUUACUCCCUGAGUAUGAAGGAACUCGUCCAUCUUUCGUUAGACGUCGCUAACGGAUGUCGCCAUCUAGAAGAAAAACACUUCGUACACAGAGACAUAGCGGCAAGAAACUGCUUGUUAACAACACGUGGAGAAGGUCGUAUUGCAAAAAUAGCAGACUUCGGGAUGUCUAGAGAUAUCUACAGUGCCGACUACUAUCGAAAAAGUGGAAAGACAAUGCUUCCGAUAAAAUGGAUGCCUCCCGAGGCUUUUCUGGAUGGCGUUUUCACCACAAAAACUGAUGUUUGGUCAUUCGGUGUUUUGCUGUGGGAGAUGUUUACAUUGGGAUACAUGCCAUAUCCUGGGCAAACGAACAGUGAUGUCAUGCAUUUUGUAUCGUCUGGUGGCCGCCUGGAACCGCCAGAGAAAUGCCCAGCUCGACUGUUAGUAUUUGGCCUAUAUAUAGCUUAA
Molecule: messenger RNA, 726 nt
Organism: Dreissena polymorpha
Lineage: Eukaryota; Metazoa; Mollusca; Bivalvia; Myida; Dreissenidae
Product: leukocyte tyrosine kinase receptor-like
Exons: 6
Coding region: 1-726 (241 amino acids)
Biological process (GO): positive regulation of kinase activity; cell surface receptor protein tyrosine kinase signaling pathway; multicellular organism development
Cellular component (GO): signaling receptor complex; membrane
Molecular function (GO): transmembrane receptor protein tyrosine kinase activity; ATP binding
Source: RefSeq, a predicted model, not a curated record